UCCGCCGCCAUGUUCGGAUCCCCAGCGCCUGGGAGCCUUUGCCUGUCGGAGAUUGAUUCGCUCCACGCCGGUACGUCCAAUCCCUCCAAAUGACUAGGUCGCACAUGAGGUAGAUGCCAAGCAGUGUCGCAGCGACCGAGGAUAGGCGGACUGAGCAGGACCAUGGCCCGCCUGUUGACCAAGCUGCAGCGCCUGUACAGACGAGCCCUGGGGAACAGGAGAACGUUGCUGCUCGUCCUGGCGCUGGGCCUGUGCCUGUGCACGUACAUGACCGGCCACGUUCACACCGCCGGCCGGGCUCUCAGAUUCAACCGCAGCGCCAUCCCGGCAGCGAACCCUCCGAGCGAAGGGCUAGUGGUUCGCGAGAGGCUGUUGAAAAGCGGUAGGGACUCCAAUUCAGCGCCCCAGUCCGAUACAGAGACGAGACAGUUCCGGGAGGGAAGGGACGGUCUAUCGGGCGGUGUGAUCGACCCCGCCCGGAAGGAUACGGCACCCGUCCCACCGACUGAGUACCGUGGGAACGAGGGCGAAGGGAACGGGAGCAGAAAAAGGGAACUCCCAGCGGGGGUAAAGAUGGUCAUCUCAGGAAUUAACGCGACCGCCCUCGGCUGCUUCAGUGACCGGCCCGGCCGCACGGAGAGGGCCCUGCAGGACGACUUCUUCGCGGACUACCGCAAAAUGACGGUGAACUUGUGCCUUAGGAGGUGUAAAGAGAACUCGUAUGAGUACGCUGGGCUCGAGUACGGUGCCGAGUGCUACUGCGGUCCCGAGAUCCACCGCGACAGCGAUCUCGUUCCCAUGUCGGAGUGCAACACGUCGUGCGUUGCUGACAGAACCAAGACUUGUGGCGGGAAACUCAGGGCCUUCAUUUACCGGAUGGAGCUUCCGUCGUCUGCGCAUCAGAGGCCUUUACCGCGGGUCAAAGCUGUAGAUAACAAAAACAAGGGGUCCCCAAAUCCGAAAGAUGAGACCCCGUUCCGUGGUUGUUACCCGAUGGCGGCUGACUUCGACAAGGCCUUCCCCUCCCCACCACUGAUCGACGAACAACAAACGCCCAAGAAAUGUCUCACCCACUGCUUUCUAGGGAGUUUCACCUUCGCCGUGCUGUACAACACGACCGUGUGUCGGUGCGCUGACAUCGGCGAGCACUUCCACCUCACAGACCAGGUCGCAGACGACACUUGUGACCACAGUUGCCCUGACGACCGGGCAAACAGCUGCGGUAGCCUGACUCAUUUCUCAGCCUACAGGACUGUCAUACAAGACAUCCGGUGCACGAAGACGGUCCUGUUGCCGACCAACAGCCGACCGCUGACGGCCUUGGUCAGCUUCCCGGGCUCAGGCAACACCUGGGUCCGCCACCUCAUCGAGACGGCCACGGGGAUCUACACGGGCAGCUUCUACAACGACGGAGACCUCUUCAACAAGGGGUUUAGAGGAGAGAAGGAGAACUGGUUGAAGAGAAACACAGUGGCGGUGAAGAGUCACAGGUUCGACAGACCGCACAUCGAGAAGUUUGACUCCGCCAUCCUCAUCAUCCGCAACCCGUACAACGCCAUCGUGUCGGAGCACAACAGGAAGCACGGCGGGCACACGGGGCUGGCCAGGAUGACCAAGUACCAGUCACAAGAAUGGGUAGACUUUGUGACGGGGAAGUCGCAAACCUGGACCAACACGGCGAUGAACUGGAUCCGCUACUGUAAGAACCUCCUCAUCGUGUACUACGAGGACCUCCAACGAGACGUGGUCGGGCAGAUCAGGAGGGUUCUGGAAUUCCUGAACCUCCCCGUGUCCCAGGAAAGGAUGUAUUGCCUCGAGGCGAACAAAGACGGGAAGUUCAAAAGGCACAAACAUAUCGACUUCGAUCCGUACACGCCAGAGAUGCGAGCGUCCAUCAACUUGUACAUCCAAACUGUGGCGUUGUCCCUCAGACUGUACAACAAAACAGCACUGCCAGAGGAGUACCGUCCAGAAGUAUAAACUCCAAUCACCUCGGCGCUUAGUUCAAAUUCAUCUCAAGAAUCAGGAAAAGUGGCAGAAAAGAAAUCAAGCAUUGUUCUCAAGAACUCAACCAGAGUUUUGAGGUAGUGAAUAUGGUUUUCCAGGCAAUAUCAAAGGCACCAGUGCUGAAAAGACCCAUUCUGUUGGAAGAUAAGAAUCACUGACAAAAAAGGUAUAAGCUGGCAGGAUCCAGUGUCUGUGUUCAAUGACAAUGAACGUUUUUGUAGCGACGUUUUAACUGUAGGUAUUUAUUGUGUAAAUUGUUUCAUUUAUGAUGUGGAAACAUCCAGACGAUAUACUUCACAUUUCAAAAACAUCAUGGUCUUGAAAAUGUUCUAUGUUUCUUCCAAAUUGGAAUUAGCUUGCAAUAAUACUUUAAAAGUCUGAUAACUGAUUGGAUUCUAUAAAGGCAAAUUUUAUUGAUCCUUGGUCAUUUUGUCAGGACAAAAUAAUUAUUUUACGUUUGGAAAGCAGAACGGUUUGAAGUCUGUCGUAUUCUUUGGUUAUCAAAUACUGUUUAGUUUUUAGAUAUGUAAACGGAUCAUGUGAAAUGGAAUUGUCACAUAGUUAUCAGCGGAGGUAGGUCGCAGAAAACUGGGCAGACAGUGAGAAGUUUGUAAAAUCUCUAAAACGAUACAAUGACACA
This is a messenger RNA of Branchiostoma belcheri (Belcher's lancelet), 2647 nucleotides long. RefSeq names its product WSC domain-containing protein 2-like. Bases 163 to 1980 code for a protein of 605 amino acids. Gene Ontology annotation, molecular function: sulfotransferase activity. Lineage: Eukaryota; Metazoa; Chordata; Leptocardii; Amphioxiformes; Branchiostomatidae. The transcript has 9 exons. The record is from RefSeq and is a predicted model, not a curated record.